AUGCCGUCUUGUCAGCGCUCUCACAUCGGUGAGUUUCCCCCCGAAUUUCCUUCAAAAUUGAUCGUUUUCCAGAAAUAUGUGACUCGGCGAUGCGGCAGGAGCGUGUCCGUCCCUGUCAAAUCGUCAUUGACAACGAGAGACGGAGAAGCGGCUGUUUUCACGGCCAUGUCGAGGUAUAAAACCAUACUUUAUGGAAAAAUGUCAAUUAUUCAAUUCAGGUCGUUCGUCCGUUCUGCUGUUUUGCGGAUUGUCAUGUGAGUUGAAGAGAAAAUGAGAAAAAAACAAGGAUAUUGCAGCAAAUUCUGGUGAUUAUGGCCUGUUCGGCUCUGCUCUAUUCCAUCGUCGCACUCGUCCUGACCUGUAUAAACGCACCAAACCCAUUCUUCAUAUCAAUUCUCGGCUACUCGGUUUGUUUCUAAUAUGAAUAACAAAACUAAAUCCCAAUCAUCUGAAGAAAGUUUACUGUGAUUUGCGUAAAAUCAUAGGAAACUUCCGUUAUCAACACGAGCGCUUUCGAAAUCACGUGUUUCUGGUCUAAGAAACAUUUAUUUUCAGAUCAUCGCGAUGAUAAUCAUCCUUUGGGCGACAAUAUCCGGAAAAAACGUGCUGAUGAAACUUUCCUUUGUACUGACUGCAAUUCUAGCCGUUUUGGUUUGUGCAGGAGCCGUUUAUUGCGUCAUUUACCUUGUCAAUAGUUAGUUCCACUCAAUCAACACUGUUUUCAGAUCAAUCAAUAUUUUUUUGCAGACUACAACUCCAGCUUUGAGUGGAAAUGGAAAGUUUACAUCAUCAGCAUGCUUGUCGCGCAAGUCCUCAUGAUCUUUUGUACGUUUUCACCGACUUUCGGUCAAAAACCGGUUCACGUCGCAUUCUUCUUUUUCAGACGUCGUUGUUCUUCUCUGCCUCAUCGCUGAAAUCAUGGCCUACAACCGUCGUCUUCGAGAAGAGGAACAUCACACGCAAUCUGUACCUGUAUGGAGACGAUAUUGA
Messenger RNA from Caenorhabditis sp. 36 PRJEB53466, 990 nucleotides. NCBI's taxonomy places the organism in Eukaryota, Metazoa, Nematoda, Chromadorea, Rhabditida, Rhabditidae. The record is from the annotation of a GenBank genome assembly.